Meloidogyne enterolobii is the source of this 2905-nucleotide messenger RNA. The record is from the annotation of a GenBank genome assembly. Lineage: Eukaryota; Metazoa; Nematoda; Chromadorea; Rhabditida; Meloidogynidae.
UCAGAAUUUGUAAAAAUAAAAUCAGAAUUUCUAAAAUCAGAAAUAAACCUGAAUAGAAAAUUAGAAUUAAGAAAACAAUUUUUUAAAUUACGAAACUACUACAAAAGAAAAGAAAAAAACUACAGGAGAGAAAAGAUAAGAAAGAAAGAAGAGAAAAAAACAUUCGUGUCAGCCAUGUAUUUUUCCCUCUUUGUUAUGCAGACCUCCCAUAUAUUCGCAGAUUAUACUUUAUAUUUUUCCUUCAUAUCUAGGGAAUAAUUUAAUUAAAACAAAUACCUGUAAUUGAUAAAUUUUUAAAAGAGCGGCGUUGGAAAGAGCUUGGGCAAGUGCAGAUCAAACUAGAGGACGUUUUUCUAUGGAAAGAAUUAAAGGAAGUUUGGAGGUUUUUGAGCAAGAUUCAAAAGACGAAUUACCUCCACAAUUGGGCGUUUUCUUCCGUUCUCCACUUUUUGUGUUAAGUGAAAAAGAGGUAGAUGAAGAAAAACAACAACAAGUAAAACUUCCUGAAAUAGAGAGGCAAAGGCGCCAAGCUGUUUCUGAUUGUCGUUAUCAGGUUCAAAUAUUCUUCAACAAUUUAUUAGUUUGUUCUUCAGAAGAACACAAAUUAGAAUGGCCUUCAUUUUCCGUUCCUUUUGGAGAAAUUAUUUCACUUCGUGUUUUUGAAAAGCCUAAACAAUUGUCUAUUUUAUUAAAAGAAAAAUUUGGAGGAGGAAAUUGGCAAUUAUUAGCUGAAAUUUUUAUUCCUUUACCUAAAAUAUUGGAAGGGGAGGAAGUGGAGGAGGAGGAAGAUGAAGAAAUUAUUAAAAAUAAAUGGAUGUCAAAAACUGGAAUACAAUUUGCUAGUACUAUUGUUAGGGGAAGUUACAAAGGAAGUCUAGGUUGUGGACAAGGAGGUUUAUUACCAUUUACUCAAGGACGUCUUUUUUGUUCAUUAAAAUGGAAAGGUUUUGAAGAUGAAAAUAUUGGAGGGAAAAGAAAUUUUCAAAAAAUAAAAAGAAGAGGAAGAACAACAAAAACAACAAUAAAAUCUUCAAUUUUGUAUCAACCAAGUAUUUUAUGCCCAGAAGAAAAUUUACAAAAAGAUUCACGUUUGUUGAAAUUAGAAAGGCGUUGGAAUGAAGAAAAAAGUGAAGGAAGAGGAGGAGGAGAAAAACUUACUAAAAGAAUACCAAUAAAAAUUGAAAAAAUGGAUUUGAAGAAAGAGGAGGAGGAGGAAGAAGAAACUAAAUUUGACGAGGGAAGAAGAAGAAGAAAAAUGGAAGAGGAGGAAGAAGAAAAUGAAUUGGAAAGGCAUUUAAGACUUGGGAAAGAAUUUGUGUUAAAAUUGAGAGAAAAUUUGCGUCAAAGUGGUGAACAACAACGCAAAUUAAAAGAUUUGUCACAAUAUGUAAGAGAAGAACCAUUACCUAAAUUAUCAUUUGGAUUACUUACUUUUUUACUUAAUGGACGCCAAGUUGAUUUAAGUAGACGUUUAAAACCUUUUAGAGGAGAAGGAGGAAAUGUUGGUGUUUUGGAACGUGGCUUUAACCAAGAUAAAAAAUCUUUAAAUUGGACAAAAAUUUUACUUAAUAUACAAAGCGCAAAUGCUGUGCCUCAACGUAUAAAUAAUGAACCAAUGCAAAUUUAUUUGGUUUGUUCAUUAAAGGGUCAAACCCAAAUAACCUCUAUAAGUGAUGGUCAUCAACCUAACUGGCAUGAAACUUUAAUUUUUGAUAUUCAAUUAAAUGAGGAGGAAGAUGAAGAAACGAUUUUGACAGUUGAAUUAUUUGAUAGAGAAAUAAAACCUUUUGAGGGGGAUGAUAGAGAAGUAGAUAUAAGGCACGAACGUGUAGAGAAUCGAUGGCUUGGUUUUGGACAAAUUUUAUUAAAUUCAAAAGCUCUCAACUAUUGGACAAAGACAAAAUUGGAUGGAUAUUUAUCUUUACAAACACCUCUUUUUUAUACUGGUUAUAAUUUGUCAUCAAAUGAAGAAGGACUUCCUACAACCCUUCGUAUACGUUUAAGUGUUGAACGCCAAUCAUUUAUUACCCGAUUAAGUGCCUCUGAACAAUUACAAGAAAAUACGCUUGGUGAAACUGAUUUAAUUACAACAGAAUGUCUUAAAUUAGAAUCAAAAUUACGUCAACGGUUCCCGAAUAGAAGGAUAAUUUCUUUGGCUAUUAAUUCAAGUGGGAGAAGAAUUGCAAUAUGUAAAUAUUUGAGAGAAAUAAAUCCACCAAUUCAAAUAAUUAAUUUAUUCAAUUCUGGUCAAAAUAAAAAAGCUGUUAAAUUGGCUUGCAAGAUGAUAGCCUUAAUUCCGUUAAUUAAUGAAAGGAUGGAGAAAUUGAAAGAAUUUGUAUUACCUAUUUGGUUAACUGUUGAGGAGGUUAUCCGUAUUGGUUUUGCCUGUGCAGAUGAAUUAGCACUAGUUUUAUGUUGUUGGCUUUUAGGGCUUAAAUUAAAUUGUUAUAUUUUGCUUGGAUCAACAUUAUCUAAUGGACCAAAUAGUUCUUUUGUUUUAGUUCAAUUUAAUAAUGAAGAACAGUGGAUAAUUGAUCCAACUACUGGUCACCAUUAUUCUCCAACAAAUCCCAACUGUCCACAAUUAUCAAUUGGUACAAUAUUUAACAAUAAAAAUAUAUUUAUUAAUAUACAAAAUGAUGAACAUCCUUCUCAAUUAAAUUUUGAUUUUACAAAGAAGAAUAAUUGGGAAAAUAUUUUUUGUUUUGAAAAAUUGUCAACUACUACUACUAGUCAAGCUUUGGUUUCUAUUCAAUCCGAAUAUUUACAAUAUGAACCUUUGAAAGAAAUUAGUUCAAGUUUUUUAUUGGAAUUGAGAACAAGUUUAGAAAGAGAAUUACGCUUAGCAUUUGAUGAAACAAGACCUUUUGCUAUCCCUCAGUGGAAUUUGUUGGCUUCUAGGUAA